GCAUCGAAGGAGCAAACCCAAGAUUUGAUUGUGAAGACAACAAAACUUCAAGGAGAGAAUCAGCGACUGGAGAUUCGAGCCCAAGUUGCAAACGCUUUCCUAGAAAAGUUCCAGCUUGCAUCUGAUGAGAUGAGCACUUUACGUGGAAGCCAUGAAGGUCCAUUGAAUGAAGAGUUCUUCAAGGUUCUGAAUAAAGUUAAACAGAUCCAUAAUGAUGUCAAAGUGCUUCUGCGCACAAACCAGCAAACUGCAGGGUUAGAAAUUAUGGAGCAGAUGGCUUUACUCCAAGAGACAUCUUAUGAGCGACUGUAUCGAUGGGCUCAGAAUGAGUGCAGAACAUUGACCCAGGAAUCAUGUGACAUAUCUCCUAUUCUGUCUCAAGCGAUGGAUGCUCUACAAGACAGACCCGUCUUAUACAAAUACACAUUGGAUGAAUUUGGUACAGCGAGAAGGAGUGCUGUGGUGCGUGGUUUUAUUGAUGCACUCACCAGAGGUGGGCCUGCUGGUACCCCCAGACCUAUUGAGAUGCAUUCUCAUGAUCCCUUGAGGUAUGUUGGGGAUAUGUUGGCCUGGCUGCACCAAGCUACUGCAUCUGAGAAAGAGCACCUGGAAUCUCUUCUUAGGCAUGUCAACAUCCAAGGGGUGGAGGAUAAUAUCCAGGAAGUAGUUGGACAUAUCACUGAGGGUGUCUGCAGACCACUGAAGGUUCGUAUAGAACAGGUUAUCAUUGCUGAGCCAGGUGCAGUGCUGUUGUAUAAAAUCUCCAAUCUUCUGAAAUUUUACCACCACACAAUAAGUGCCAUUGUUGGCACAAGCGCAUCGACACUGCUGACUACAAUAGAAGAAAUGCAUUUAUUAAGCAAAAAGAUCUUUUUCAACAGUCUGACCUUACAUGCAAGUAAACUGAUAGACAAGGUGGAGUUGCCUCCUGCAGAUCUAGGUCCAAGUUCUGCCCUGAAUCAAACACUCACCCUACUACGGGAAGUUCUGGUUUCUCAUGACUCCUCUGUUGUUCCUCUGGAUGCACGACAAGCAGACUUUGUCCAGGUGCUGUCCUGUGUCCUGGACCCUCUGCUACAGAUGUGUACGGUGUCUGCCAGCAACCUGGGGACAGCUGACAUGGCCACAUACAUGGUCAACUGCCUUUAUGUAAUGAAGACCACACUUGCUUUGUUUGAAUUUACUGAUAAGCGUCUGGAGAUACUGCAGUUUCAGAUUGAAGCUCACCUGGACACGCUGAUCAAUGAGCAGGCCUCAUUUGUUUUGACCAGAGCUGGAUUAAGUCAGAUCUACAACUGUUUUCAACAACAUAAACCAGAGCAGGGGCCGCUGGCCAACCUACCUAAUAUGGACUCUGUGUCACUGAAGGCUGCAAUGGCGCAGUUUGACCGAUACCUGGCGGCUCCAGAUAAUCUUCAGAUGCCACAGUUGAAUUUCUUCCUCAGCGCCACUGUGAAGGAUCAGAUAAUUAAACAGUCCACAGAACUGGUAUGUCAAGCUUACAGGGAAAUUUAUGAUGCUGUCAUGAAUCCCGCAAAUAUUUACAAAGAGCCAACAAGCAUUCUACACAGAUCUCCACAACAAGUUCAGAAUCUUUUGUCAUAAAUAUUGUUUACUUCUUUUUCUGGUUAUAUUGUUUAUUUUAUUAUUUCAAUAAAUCAUACUAAUAUCA
Nanorana parkeri is the source of this 1672-nucleotide messenger RNA. RefSeq names its product component of oligomeric golgi complex 6 (gene COG6). Gene Ontology annotation, cellular component: COG complex. NCBI's taxonomy places the organism in Eukaryota, Metazoa, Chordata, Amphibia, Anura, Dicroglossidae. The transcript is spliced from 16 exons. The annotation marks the transcript as partial. The record is from RefSeq and is a predicted model, not a curated record. Gene Ontology annotation, biological process: intra-Golgi vesicle-mediated transport.